AUGGCAGCCGCGGCGGACGACACCGACGACAACGCUGUCAGCGUCCAGAAGUCGGACGGGGCCGCCGCCGACUGGGCGCGGCCGUGCUCCCUCUCCAUCGAGGAGGCCCCGCUGCACGAACUGCUGCGCCGCGAGCUGCUCGGCGCCGGCUUCGUGCGCCCGAGCCCGGUGCAGCGCCACGUGUGGCCGCUGGCGACGCGCGGCUGGGACCUCAUCGCCAUCGCGAAGACGGGCAGCGGGAAAACGCUGGCUUUCUUGCUGCCAGCCUUCACCGAAGUGCUGGAGGAGGAGUUCGAGUCGGCCUCAGAUGCAGGAGGCGACAGUUCCUCCGACCUCGAGGCUGAGGACUAG
Messenger RNA from Prorocentrum cordatum, 351 nucleotides. The record is from the annotation of a GenBank genome assembly. NCBI's taxonomy places the organism in Eukaryota, Dinophyceae, Prorocentrales, Prorocentraceae.